GCCACGGGCGCCGCGCGGGGGUGACAGCAUGGCCGCCCGGGACCCGCCGCCCGCCACCAGCUACGCCCCGCCCGACGUGCCCUCGGGGGUCGCGCUGCUGCUCACCAUCCCCUUCGCCUUCUUCCUGCCCGAGCUGAUAUUUGGGUGCUGGGUCUGGAUCCUGGUAGCCGCCACCCAGGUGGCAAACCCGCUGCUGCAAGGAUGGGUGAUGUAUGUCUCCCUCACCUCCUUCCUCAUCUCUCUGAUGUUCCUGUUGUCUUACUUGAUCGGAUUUUACAAACGAUAUGAGUCCUGGAGAGUCCUGGACAGUCUCUACCAUGGGACCACCAGCAUCCUGUACAUGAGCGCCGCUGUCUUACAAGCACACGCCACCAUCGUUUCGGAGACUAAUGACCUGAACAACUACUUCAUCAACACUGCGGCCUCGUUCUUUGCCUUUGUCACCACCCUGGUCUACAUUCUCCACGCCUUCAGCAUCUAUUACCACUGAAGCAGCGGGGAGCCUGGCCAAGGGAAAAGUGCUCUUGAAAGCCCGGAUUACUGGCCCUCAAAUGCAGCGUUCAACAUUUGCCACCGGAUGAUAAACAGAUCCGUGAAAACAUCCAUGGUCGUAACAGACCGUCUUUUCAGAUGGUGGGAUGACACCACACUUUGGCCUAGUUGUUUGGACAUUCUAGUUCACUAGAGUGAAUUUGAGAAAGCUGUCAUCUUUUUUUUUUGAGAAAGUAACUGUCUCUUGAAAUUAUCUGACCAUGAACCUAGCCCUUCUAGAAAACUAACAUCGAAGCCCUCACCGUUGAGAAUCCCAGCUCCACUACUGUCACGCCUCCUUGGGGAUUUUCCCCUCAGCAGUGGGCUCCCUACUGCAGAUUUAGGGGAAUGUUCUUAGAAUGGAAAAGGCGCUGCCGAGGCCUUCAGACCUAAGACAGGUGCACAGACCUUGUUUCCAUCCCUCCGCUCUGCCUUGGCUCGGUGUGGGAGUGUUCAAACCAGCUCUCCUACCCCAGGGGGAGCUGACGGGGACAAGCCACACUGCCUCCCCCACCCCACUUCCCCUUCCCUUUCCUCCUCAGCAUUGAGAUCCAAGGAAAAUGUGCACAAAGCCAACAUUGGGGGUAGAUUUGUGGGGGCGAUAAGUGAUUGACUGUACGAAAUCGUUUUACAGUAGA
Messenger RNA from Cynocephalus volans (Philippine flying lemur), 1169 nucleotides. It is a transcript of the gene MALL, whose product is annotated as mal, T cell differentiation protein like. The transcript has 4 exons. The record is from RefSeq and is a predicted model, not a curated record. The coding region runs from base 29 to 490 and encodes 153 amino acids. Lineage: Eukaryota; Metazoa; Chordata; Mammalia; Dermoptera; Cynocephalidae. Gene Ontology annotation, cellular component: membrane. Gene Ontology annotation, molecular function: structural constituent of myelin sheath. Gene Ontology annotation, biological process: myelination.